GUUUACCAAACAAUCAAUUUUUACAGAUUUUUUCAGUAUAAUCACAAAAAAAGAAAACAUUAGAGUAAAAUAAGCAAAUAUUUUUAAGAAAACGGUGCUUAGUUCAUAUUCUUAAGGAUAAUAAUUGUAAACAGCUAAUGUUAUUUAAUGUUAAUGUCAAAUAAUUAAGCGAAUAGUAAUCGUAAAUCAAGUAAAGAAAGGAAAACAACAGUCAGAAAAUCAUGGAGGACGAAAUUUUUGAUAUGGAACAGGUUUUAGGAAUGGAUGACUCAUUUUGUGUCAACGACAACGACGUGCUAAAAAUAUUGAAAACAUGGAGGUUAACAACUGAAAAUGAGGGGGCUGAAGAGCAACAACAGACAGCACAACAACAAUUAGUGUCAUCUUCAAAAUUCUUCGAUUCUCGAACAUUUACAAGACCAAAGAAGAAAUCGAUGCAGUAUCCAGACUACAAUUUUCCAACAGUAAAUAAUCAAGAUCCAUCACCAAAUCGUGCAUGUUUGAAUUUACAAAUCGGCGGUGUAUUAACAAAUCCUCUGAGCGUCAGUAUGAUGCAACGGAGCCUCAUAACAGAUGUAAGUCCUCCAAAUUCUCUCGCUUCCAGCCUCUCAUAUAACGAGUGUGGCAACAGUCUGAUUACAAGCGGAGAUUUUUCCAAUAUCGGAUGCUUUUUGAAUGCAAAUAAUGAAAAUGAAGAAAAUAUGUUUAUGCGUGGAAGUACAUCGUAUGGAAGUAGCAAUCGACGCACUUUGAGUUCUGUUACGGAAAACCUUUUGCUCGAAGAUAGCAAAGACAAUAGUAUACUAAAGACUGAUAUGCAUGGCAUUGAGGAUCGCUCUUCUGGCAAUUCGACUCUUCAAAAUUCGAUGGAGUUGAAUAACGAAACCUUCAAUAAAGAUGAUACAUUCAAGGUGCCAGUCAACUCGGGAAAUGCAACUUUUAAUACUUCAAAUGGUCCUGUUUUGAAUCAAACCUUUGAUCAAAUAGCUGGAAAUACGGAUGGAAACAAUACCUUUAUCAAAAAUAGCACUCAUACAGAAGAAAAUAGUCUUGAUAAGAUGAAUUCAACUGUUGUCUUGAAUAAUGAUUACAGCUCUCCUGUGCUUAAUAGAACAGUAACACAAAUUCCUGUCCAAUCUACUCCAAGUGUUCAUCAAAAUCGUAUGCAAAAAUUUGGAGGAUCAAUUGUCGUAGAGGACUUAUCGCCAAUUACAACACAUCCAACAAAUACAUUCACGAGACGCAAUAAGACUCGACUUACAGUAGAACAAGAUGAUGAUAACAAGAGGAUGUCGUUACAGAAUUUCGAGGAUGUUGAAAAAUCCAUAUAUUUACUUGAAAGUACGCAAGAUGAGGAAGGAUUUGAUGUUAUUUUGGAAGAUAUAACCGAUUUGAAGCGAUCAUUAGAUACAAAUGAGAAAUUCAAACAGAGUUUACAAAACAUAAAGAAUCGUCAUUCACAAGCUAAUCUCGAACGACAACAAGAAGAGCAAUUCCGAAAAAAAAUGGAUAGCACAAUGACAUUAGAUAACAAAUUAAUGGAUUCAAUGAGCAAAAGUCAUGCAUCAAUGAAUUCAUCUGGCGGAAGUGAAAGACUUUUGAAUCGUCGGAGUCGAUUAGAUGACGGCAUUGUCCUACCAAAGGAACAAGAACAGGAAAAUAAACCUACACUGGAUGUAGAAGCAGAGAGUAAUGGGAUUCAAACUAAUGGAGGCAAUCCCGAUCGUGCAAAAAAUCGUGAUAGAUUCAAAACAAUGCGAAUCACGAAAAAGCAUAUUGAAGGUAUGAUAGUAAUUGAUGGUGAACAACAAAAAAACAAUCUAAAUGAUAAAGAAAUUGAAUCUGAGGCAAAUGAACAAGAAAUCGUUGAUACAGAGGACAUCAACAUUGAUGAUGAUCCACUUUUUAAGAAACCCAUUAUUCCACAAAAGCCUGUGCCAUUUCGUGGUCGUUCCUUAUCUAAACCAAAAUAUUACAGUGGCCUUUCGAAUGAGAGAAAAGGAUCUCUACAACUGCAAUUGGUUGCAAAAGCCUCUUCUAUUGAUCAUCUCGACAGCAACCGAAUAAAUUCUUCUACGGAAAAUAUCAGCAAUACAACUGUUACAAUACCCAAAUCUGGAAUAGGAAUUUUGAAAUCUCCGAUGGGAGCCAAAUCUAAAUCAUAUCACAACUUAGUUUCAACGAACAAACCAUUAUCAUCUGCACCAAAAUAUGUUUCAAGAUAUGGACAAGCGGCGAUGAGAUCUACAGCAUCUGUUAAAACAGCAGCUUGUGAACCCUUAAAAAAAUCUGCUAAUGCCAACAGCAAUCAGUUGCCUGGCAAGCAAUUUGUUAAACAAGGUCCUGUUUCAAAUACGAGACAGUUGAAACCAUCAGCUUAUCGUGUCCCUGCUUCUGUGUCUAAUAACAACAAUUCUACAAAAGAAACAAGUCGCAUUUAUGGCUCUCAACAAGGAAUCAGUAAAAGUGGUUUUGUUCGCCCAUCUUCUGGAUAUCAAACAUACAACAAUGUCUUCAACAAUAACUUCAGAAACAAAAAUGACUCCGAUCCAGAAUCCGGAAGAUAUUCUCCGAAUAGUUUGUGUUCCUCUUCUGCAUCAUCACGUGGAAGUUUGCAUCAACAACAACAGGAAACGCACAAUAUAAUAAAUAGUUUCGAAGACAUUAGUGAAACAACUGUUACCCUCAAGAAAGAAUCGCUUCCAAGUCGAUUAGCACGUCCUUCUGGUUUGAAACAACCCACUGUUGUACGAAGUGGUUUGCCUCGUCCAACAACGUACACGAAACGCUAAGAAUAUUUUUGUAAAGAAACAUCUUCACGGGAAUUGCCUUUUAUAAAAACAUUGUUAAGCUACAAAACCCUGAAAGAGAAUCAACAUUCAUGAUAUUCAAAACUCUAUUAUCGUUUCUCCUUUUUUUUUUUCAACAAAAUAUUUGUUAAAAUUUAAUUUUAGUCUUUGAAAAAUUAUUUGUAAAUCACUAUAUGUAUACACUUUAAGAUGUGACCCAUCGUUCAGUAUCUAAAUAUUUAUUGCUAUAAGUAAACUUUUUUUUAUAUUACAUUUAAGGCUCAGUUUACAGUAGUGUCUUGUCUCUAUAUUAUUUCUUGUGAUAUGCUUCUUAUGAGAGACUUUUCUUACAUGUGUUUAUCCCUAAUAAAAAUCAACUUACAUUUAUAUACAUAUAAAUAUAUUGAAAAUUGA
Molecule: messenger RNA, 3203 nt
Organism: Culicoides brevitarsis
Lineage: Eukaryota; Metazoa; Arthropoda; Insecta; Diptera; Ceratopogonidae
Gene: ssp2
Product: probable serine/threonine-protein kinase DDB_G0282963
Exons: 7
Coding region: 222-2792 (856 amino acids)
Source: RefSeq, a predicted model, not a curated record